Toxorhynchites rutilus septentrionalis is the source of this 6800-nucleotide messenger RNA. RefSeq lists its product as uncharacterized. The record is from RefSeq and is a predicted model, not a curated record. The transcript has 15 exons. Gene Ontology annotation, molecular function: protein binding. The coding region runs from base 285 to 6068 and encodes 1927 amino acids. Lineage: Eukaryota; Metazoa; Arthropoda; Insecta; Diptera; Culicidae.
CCAUCGCGGCAAUCUGAAUUGUGGAAGACGAAGUCAUUAAUCAAUCAAGUCUCGAAAUUUAAUCAAAUCGGUCAGAUUGGGUCAAUCUAUUCGCGUGCGUCGUGUUGUGUGCUGCGUGUGGGUGUUUGGGACCGGCUGGCCAGUCCCAUCGAGGAGCGAAAUAAUUGGAAUUUUUAACGCAAAAAAAACGGUGGUUGAGUGAAGCAGGUCAGUAGCGACGGGGUGACGACAAACUGUUUGGGCUUGCACCGAUCGAGAAAUAAUCCAAAAACAGCGAGGGAUUGAUGAAAAUGCAUCAGAACCGUUGCUUUGAUCUCCCGGCCGUGCAACCAUCGACCCCAACCAUGUCUUCGUCUCCGUCGCACGAUGGCACUCCCGGAAGUUCGAGCAGCACCCGGGAUGGGAACAAUAAUCUUCUGAACGGAGACAGCCUGCUGAAGUUGGCCCUGAAGAAACCCAAGUCCUGGCGCUGGGAGUUGACCACCUCUAGCUCCUCGCCAAACGUUUGCUUCCCACGGAUUCAGCUGUUCGACAGUCGAACCGGUGCGUUGAUGAUCGAGGUGGACAAGCCGGACUGUGUGGUACGAAGUGAGGAAGUGUUGAACGGAAGCGGUAGCUCGGGACGGUCGAGAAGUUCGCAGGAGCGGAGGAAUCGAGACGAUCCGAAGUACCGUCGAUCGCGCAGUUCCUGUGUUCGGGAGAAGGUCACCACCACGGGUGAAUUUCUGACCGAUGUGUACGAGCAGCUGCAGGGCAGGGGUAUGGGAUACAAAAUGCCAACGAGUAUUUCGCAGUAUCGAGAGCCAAAACAGGACGACGAUAAUAAUGGGUCGUUCUGUCUGCAGAAGAGCCAGUCGGCUAGCGAAGUGCGAACUGGACUGAAAAAGAAGGUCAGGAAAACCUAUUCCAGUCGAUCCAGUUCUAUAUUGGGAAGAAUAAAUGAGUUACAUCGAAGUUCGUCAGAAGAGGAGCUGAGUCGUCCCACUCCUCACCGUUCGAACAUUCCGGAGAUAUGCGUUAUCGACGAACCGAAGCCGAAAGACAAGCCCAAAAUCUACAAACUGGUGCGCAGCAACGCCGGAACGCUAAUGGUUCGAGAGGAGAGUUUCCACACGAAAAACAGUUUACGGCGGCGUCAGCAGCUGGAGGAGGCAGGUCUAGCGAAUCCAGAGGAUGAGCUCCACGUGGAAAAACGAAUCUUCUUUUCGGACAUUCCUGGCUCCCAGUAUCAUGAUACCGACGAUCUCAUCUCAACGAUUAUGCUUUCGCAUACGCUUCAGGACGUGCAGGAUGACUCGAUCGGAUCGAUGCAAUCGAUGCAAAGAUCGAGACGAAGUGCUAGUGUCGGUAGUAAUUCGCGCGGUCAUAAUGGGCAUCGAAGAAGUCGAGAAUCGCCGCUGGUGACCCAUCCGCGGGGUUCUUCGUCAUCGAAUGAAGACUUGAGCUCCCUUGCGGAGAGCCGAUUUGGAUCGAUCAAGCGGCGUGGACGAGUGAAAUAUAGCAGGAACAAGACCGCAUCCGCAUCGAUUGGCGGCUCCGCGAGCAGUCGACGAACUGGCGAACAGCCGGACGAAAACGGACAAGUAAACGGUGAUCAAACCGGUGGCAAUCGUAAUUGCCAGCGCUCCUCAUUGGCGGCGGUUACGAACUGCAGCCCCGAUAGUGCAAUCGAUACCACCUCCGCUGUAAUCUACGGCGACGACGACGACAACGACGACAACAACAGCAACGACACUGAGCGCAACAAAAGUGACAGCGGAGGCAAAAGAAACCCUACCACCUGCGGUUACGACGACAAAUCCAGCGCCAAGGCGAAGACGCGCCGCGGAGGAACAACCACUCGCUCGUCGUCUUCGUCCUCAUUCCUUGCCGGAACGGUCGCCGCGACCGAUCAGGUCCUGCUGAAAUUAGUCCAACGCAUAGCUUUGCUCAGAAGCAGCAGCAGCAGGAGCGGCAGCAACACCAACGGUGACCCUCCCAGCAAAAAGAGCAAAAAAUCCUCCAACAACAGCAGCAAGAACAAGAAGAACAAGAGCCAGAAGAAGCCCUCAAAGCGUGACAUCGAAAGUGGCAGCAGCAGUGCGGCUGCAGCAAGCGGCGAGGAUAAAAGUGACACUCACGGUCCCGAAGGACGUCUAACGCCGCCGCCAUCGCCACGUGCUGUGGUCGAGGUGCUUAAUACGACCGCCGUUGGUCCGGUCGAGGGCCAGAGUCCACCACUUUCGGUUCGCAAGUUAUUACCACCGGUGGAGGCUGCUUCCGUGCCGAAUAAUAGUGGCAAUUAUCAUGCUCAAAUUGCUCCGCUGUUCGUGGAUAGCGACGAAUCCGGCGAUUCCAGCAGUGCCAACAGCCGGACCAGUAGUGAUAGAACUGAGAUAGGACACCUUGUGGAGCCUCGACAACAACGACCCGUACCGGACAGUAGUAACGCAAUUGAAUGCACAAGCUUCAGUGAACUGAUUUUGGACCGCCAGCAGCAACCGCGUUCCUCUCCGUCGACGCCGACGUCGUCCUUCGCCUUCGGAGGAAGUGAUUGUAAUCUAGAAUUUUGUGAGCUUGAGCAGAGCUGCGACGAGAUUUUGCUGCUUGAAGAGCAGAUCUUCGAGUGCUGUGAACGUGACGCUGGUGACGAUGACGAUGAUGAUGAUGGUAGUGAUGUUGUGAGUCUGAUUAAGCCUGCGGAGGAACAACAGGAAACGAUAAAUUCCCGGCUCAACAACAUGGGAGCCAAUGUGUCCCGCCAUCACGAGAAAGGCCUUACCGGCCGACGGGCGCAAUCAACGGACAAUCUCAAAUCAGACCAAACCCAGCCAUACCAAUAUCAUUACAUCGGAAAUAAUAACAACAACAAUAACAGUAAAUGCGUCCCACCGGAUUUAGCUCCGGGCUGCGAUUUCAUCGGUGGCGAUGGUGAGACUGGUCAGGAUAGGUGCGAAGAGUCACACCAUCCCCAUGAACAGCUGAAUUCCACCACCAACACCACCACCACCGCCGCCGGAAGCAACGGUAUCAACCCACAGGAUCGGAACAAAUUUUGCGGCAGUCUACCGAAUCAUCUCGACGCCGAUGUCGCCUGUGAGGCAAUCUUCAAGCAAAAUGAGUUCCUCCAAACGCACCUGAAAAACGUUCUGGCGACCCAUCAGCAGCAGCAGCCGGAAUAUGUUACAGUGAGUGGCGGGGCUGCUGGUGCCAUCGGAGGCGGAACCAGUGGAUCAACAAAUAUGACAUCCUGCCAGGGCCAACAGCGGCAGCAUCCGCCCACAUACCGCCAGAGUUCUUCUCCCUUCUACUCGAGCAGCAGCGGGAAAGGGUCAACCGUCUCGUCGACUGCCCUCGGAAGUAGCACCUUCCAGAGCGGCACUGGACCAGGAACAGGCGGCGGAGGAGGAGAUCGCUCGGCAAUGAAACUGCCUCUGCACCGGAGCACUGUGGACACUGGCUACGACCAGGGCUACGGAAGUGAACGGUCGCCGGAGGAUGAACUCCCGCCGCCGCUGCUCCUCAUGCACGAAGCGCAGUACAACGAGAUUCUGGCUUCAUCCCAACUCAACCAGCAGCCUCCGAUCAGCGUCAUCGAGCCGAACGAUCUGCAGCGCUUCUGGAACUACGAGAAGGCCGCCGCAAGUCUGAUGGCCAGCGGCGAAUACAGCUUCAUUACCAAAGAUACCGUGUUCCUCGUCCAAGUACCAAAGGGAACCCGCGGGCUGGGUCUAUCCGUAUCGGGUGGAUCGGAUUCGUCCGCCCCCUUCCCGGGGCUGAUUCGCAUCAAAAGACUGUUUCCCCACCAGGCGGCGUGGGCCACGGGAAUGCUGCAGCCGGGCGAUAUUCUGCUGGAAGCGAAUGGGAUUCCACUGACUGGAUUAACCAACUACGAAGCCCUGGAGGUGCUGCGAACUGCUCCCAACUAUGUCACGCUGACGGUUUGCCGACCCCAGGAUGAGCAGUACCGGAAGCUAUCCCCGCCGAGCGAACCUCCGCAGCCACCCACGCGGAAUGCCUUACCCAGCGAGCCUAAAUCUCAGCUGCAGAUGCAAUUCAGCCAACAGCAGCAGCCACAUAUGAUGCCAUACUUCUAUCAACAGCAACAACAUCAGCAGCAGCAGCAGUUUAUCUUCCCCCCGCAAACGCUGGCAUUUACACCUCUGGAUUCGAUUCAUACCAGCUUCAACGGGGAAUUCGAAAUUGUCCUCACCAAGCAGCAGGGCUCGCUUGGGUUCACUCUCCGCAAGGAGGACGAAUCCGUGCUGGGGCACUACGUGCGGGCACUGGUUCGGGACCCCGCCCUAAACGAUGGCCGAAUCAAACCGGGCGAUAAAAUUGUCGCCGUCAACGAUGUUCCUAUCUCGCAGAUGACCCACGAGGAAGCUGUGAUAUUCCUGCGGCAGGCAGCCGAUGUUGUGAAGCUGCGACUCUACCGGGACCAGGCCCAAACUCCCCUUUCCGCCCAGUCGCCAACCGGUGCCGACGGUGACGAACGAGGCAUUUGCUCGUCCGCUUCCACGUCAACCGUUGGCCAUGGCGGCGGCGGCAGUAAACCCAAGCCACAUCUGCGACCCGAGGCGCUGAAUUUGCUGACCGAUAUCGCCUACCGGAAGCAGACGGCAGCAUGCAGUUCGGCCAGUGGUGGUGGCGGCUCCGAUUCGACGAGUUCUUCCGUGAAGUCCAGCAACGCUUCGCCGCGCCGAUUGCGGCGCGGCUUGCAGAACCAAUCGAAGAAGUCCUACGACAAUCAUGGUUACCAACAUUCCGGCGGUGAAACGUCCAACAAUUCCGACUCCGAAACGUCGACGAUCGUGAGCCAGGCUGGAUCGUACCAUCCGCGUCAGCACCACCACCAGGUGGUACCGGGGGCGGGCGUUUACCACAGCGUCUCGUGUCGAUCCUGCGGUGGGAACAUGGUUCCUCCGGUCGUGCACGAGAACCUCGAUGAAUCGUAUUACUGUGAUGAUGAAAUCGACGCCGAGAGUCUGUACGAGGAAGACGGCGGCGAACACCAGAAGAGACCCAAUUACCUUAAUUUGGCCGGCGAAAGUGGGAGCACACCGAUGUCCUCGCGGAAGCCCAGAUUCCAGUUCUCAGUAGCCACCACAAACGCGUACGAGCUGAACAACCUGGACAACGACGCCCUGGAUGCCCCGACGAGGUAUGCCCUCAACGGGGAACCAAUGGCGAUACCUGGGGGCGACGGUGCAGGAGGAGUAGGAGGAGCCCCGGCUGGCAGCGAUCAAUUCAUAAGCCUUCCGUGCGAAACAUUCCUGGUGGCGUGCAAAACCGAGAACGAUCUGAAUGCGGACUCGACGGACGCCAUCUAUGUGAAACAUUUUGCCCACAAAUCACCACUCUACUCGUCGGUCAAUGUGCCCCUCAAGGACACCGGGAACAACGUGAGCGAGGUGGUCGAUGCCGUGGAGAAAGGAGGCAAGAAGAGCCUCAUGAAGUGGAAAGGAGCCACCCUGGCAUCGGACGAGGAAGACACUCCGAGCCACGGAGCGUCCAAUAACGGGACGCCGUUGUCCGGAAUGGCGAGCAGCAGCGAUGGAACCCACACUCGGAACACACCGGACGCGGAUUCGAGCCUGGCGGCCACCAUCGGAACGAGCACUACGACUCCCACGACGGAACGGGAGCUCGAUUUCAAUGGGAGCGGAAUCGAUAGUGGUGGAAACAAGAUUUUCACCGUCGAACUCAACAAAGGCUGGAACAGUCGGUUGGGAUUCAGCUUGAGGCAGGAUAAGGAUGGCAAUCGCACGGUAGUGAGUGCGAUUUACAGCGAGAGCGUCGCGGCCAAAGACGGCAGGCUGAGAGUCGGUGAUCAGCUAAUAAUGGUCAACGACGAAUCGGUUGAGGCGAUGUCCACCGCUCAAGUCAUCGAUCUCCUUCGCAUCAUUCGAGGCUCGAUAUGUCUCCGGUUGAUGCGUAAAAUCGAACCGGCACCAAAUUCCAUCCCCGAAGAAAGCCCCGAUUGUGCGGGUCCGGAAAACGAAACCCAAACGGCGUCACCCAACACCAACCCAGCAACUUCGAGUAGUCCCACACAAUCCUCCGAUCAAGUCGAUCUUCCAGAGUAAGGUAAGUCCCCAUAUCCGAACCGCCGAAACCCUCGCUCCCCGUCUUCAACUCAGGAUUUGAAAAAGAAACAAACAGUUAUUAAACCGACCUGUUAGUGCAAUCACACACACAGAGAAAGCCAUUUUGUACCCACUUGAAAGCAACCUAUCGAACACUGUCUAAAUCAAAUUGUAAUAUUUUUUGUUUGUUUUCUCGAAAUUGUAAUUAUUCCUCACCCCGUAAAAUUGUUGUUUAGUUAUCGAUGAGAAAUAAAGCAUAUUCUAUUAGCAAAAAUCCCAUAAAUUAAAUGAACCCCUCGCACUCGCGCGUCCCCACAAAAAAAAAACGAGUUGCAUUUGCUGUCCAAUUAAUACAAAUCACCGACGAAGGAAAUUGAUAAUAACGCUAGCGAAAACGAAAAAGAGAAGAAAAGAAAAAAACAGAAGAUAACUUUAUGCAAUUUUAUCACAAUAAUAUAAAUUUAACGAAUCGAAUUGAUACCGAUGUUAGAAAGAGAGAGAGUAGCGCGUAAAUAAAAACAGAAACAAUUUGAAACAAAGAUUUAAAAAAUGAACAGCACAGCUGAAAUUUUAUCGAGAGUCGAAACGAAGGAAGGAAUUCAAUUAGCGAAAUUAAAUUAAAGCAAAAUUAUCCGUGUUAACUAAACCAAAAAUACCACAAGUCUGUGUCCGGAUGCCGGCGAAGAGUCUAUUGAAGAAAUAAUAAUGAAUAUAGUAUUUAUAUGAAAUCCA